Paramecium octaurelia is the source of this 2242-nucleotide messenger RNA. NCBI's taxonomy places the organism in Eukaryota, Ciliophora, Oligohymenophorea, Peniculida, Parameciidae. The record is from the annotation of a GenBank genome assembly.
AGAAAUUCCUUUGAAAUGUAACCAGGUUUGAAGCAAUUAUUCUUGAGAACUAAUGGCCUUAUUUCAAUAAAGCCAAAAAUCAGAAUCACUGACAAUUACACACUCUCUCUUGUGUAUUCACCUGGAGUGGGAUACAUUUGCCAAGUGAUUCAAAAGAAUCCAGAUCUAUUAUAUGAUCUUACCAUUACAGGCAAUUCUGUUGCUCUUUUAUCAGAUGGAUCAAGUACAUAUUCUAUCUUAUUUUAGGAUCUUAAAUCAAAAAACCUUCCUGGAUGAUUCCAAAUUUAGAAGCCAUCAGUGCAUUAUACAAAGCCUUUUAUGACAUCGAUGCCUACCCUGUAAUUUUGGAUAAGGAAAUCAUGAAUGGUGCAGAUGACUAUUUGCUCAUCAUAGAUAAUCUAUCUACAACAUAUAAAGUAUUAUCCCUUCUAUUUUUAGACAAUAGUAUUGGUGGAUAUUGAAGAAAAAUUGACCCAAGAGCUUUUGCAGAAGUUGGAAAAUGCCAAAAUUGAUUGUACAGUCGUUAUUAGUAACACUCAUUCAUUGGUUGAGUAAUUGAAAGAUGCUGCUCUUAUCAAAAGUGCCCUUGAUUCUCGUUCUAUUUUAAAACCGUCUCUAAUUGAACAAAUUAGACUUAAACUCAAAGGAAUAGAUUUCUCACAAUUACCAAACUUCUUAACAGCUACACUAAGCUCUGCCUAUGCUGUUAGUUUGAAUGAUAUCCAUCGAAAUGGAUUAUUUCAUCAUACUGUAAAGAAUAUCACUCCAUCCCAAUUCAUAUCCAAACUAAAUGAUUUGUAUCUGUAUGGGGAGAUUGCAUACUACAACAGAUGGACACCCAAAUAAUUCUUAUAAAACAAUGACAUUAAUUAGAAUUCACUGGAAUUACAUAAAAGAUACAAUGGUGUUAUUACUAUUGCUUUGAAAUUUAAUCCAAGAUCCCUAGAAGACCUAUACAGAAUCUAUGAGCUAUCUUAUAGGAAUAAUGAUAUCUUAGAGAUCCAAAAACUAUUUGAAGCUGAUCCCAAGAAAAUCCGUGAAGUCACUCUAAAAAAGAAUUAUGCCGCUAUAGUCACAAAUGGAACUGCCAUUCUUGGCCUUGGUAAUAUUGGACCUGCUGCUGGAUCCCCAGUGAUGGAAGGCAAAUCUGUUUUAUUCAAUGCUUUGGGUGGAAUUGAUCUGAUGCCCAUCUGUUUCAAGGAAAGAGACCCUCAUAAAUUGGUGUAACUUAUAAGAUAGUACAUAUAUACACAAUUAUAAUUUAGCAUUGCGCCAAUCUUUUCAGCAAUUAAUCUAGAAGAUCUGAGAGCUCCUGAUUGUUUCCCCAUCGAAGAAGAAGCCAUCCAUAGCAUUCAUAUUCCUUUGAUGCAUGAUGAUUAGCAUGGUACUGCUGUUGUGAGUUUGGCCGCACUCAUCAAUUACUUGAAAUUAACAAAAAAAAAUGUAAAGGAUCUGAAAUUGGUUAUCAAUGGAGCAGGGUAUUCUAUUAAAUUUAUUCGUAGUGCUGCAGGUGUUGCCAUAUGUAAAUUACUACAUGGUCAUGGUGUAGAGGACAUUCUCAUUUGCGAUACUGAAGGUAUUAUCUAUGAAGGAAGACCAAAGAACAUGAAUUCAUUUAAAAAUGAUCUCGCCAAAUUUACGAAUAAAAAUAAAAUAGCUGGUAAAUUGGAAGAGGCUGUCAAAGGCAGAGAUUUGUUUGUCGGAGUCUCCAGUGCUGUAUCAAAUACUAUUUAUUGUUAUUUUAGGGAGCAUUAACAUAAGACAUGGUGCGCAAUAUGAAUAAGGAUCCCUUUAUUCUUGCAUUAGCAAAUCCUCUUCCAGAGAUAAUGCCAGAUGAUGCUAUUCAAGCAGGAGCCUUUAUUGUAGCUACUGGAAGAUCUGAUUUUAACAAUUAAGUGAACAACUCUUUGGCAUUCCCAGGAAUAUUUAGAGGAGCUAUUGAUACCAAAGCCAAAGAAAUCAAUUUACAAAUGAAGGUAUCUUAUACCAUUUAAUUUGAAAGAUUGCUGCAGCAUAUGCAAUAGCAAAUAGUAUCAAAGAGAGUGAACUAUCGCCAACCAGAAUAUUGCCAGGAGCAUUGACUGCUGAGAUUCCAGCAAAUGUUGCUAGGGCAGUUGCAAUUGCAGCUAUGGAAAGUGGCGUUGCACAAGUCAAAGUAGAUCCAGAGGAGGUUUUCGAUAAUACAAGAAAAUUGAUUAUGGAGGGAAGCAUACCAACAUUAUGACGAUGAUUGUUAUAAAUA